ACAAAGGGCACGCUUGAUGACGAGACCCUGACGUUGCUACGUGUUUGUACGUCCAAAGGGGGAAGGGCACGUCUGAAGAAAGAAUUGUAGCUAAGGGAAAAGCAGCACAGAAUAAACACCUAAGUAACCGAGCGUUGGAAAGCAUAGGAGUCUGAAUUCGGCCUCUUGGCGACAACUCUGUUUAUCUGCAUGUGCAGGUAAGUCAUGCGUCGGGCAUCCAUACGUCGAGGACCCGGGACUGGUGACGAGCAAGCUCCUGCGGACGGUGCUCCCAAGGCCAAAGAAUCCACAGCUAACUCUGACGAGGCGGCGCCCAUGGAAGAGGAAGCGGCCGCGGCAGCAAAGGAGGCUGAAGCCCCAGCCGCUGAGACCCAGGGAGAGAAGGAGGCGGCGGGGGAGAAAGGAGAAGGAGGAGAGGCCCCGGCAGAAGGAGGAGAUGGAGGAGAAGUAGAAGGAGAGGCGAAAGACAAAGAGGUGGAUGGGGAGGCGAAGGCUGAUGGAGAAGGCACUGAGGAGACUGGGAAGAAGAAGAAAUCGAAAGACAAGAAGGAGGACAAAGAGGGCACCAAUGAGGUGAAGGUCAAGAAGGUGAAGAAGUCCAUCCCGGCCUGGGCUUCCCUGCCCUCCGUCAAGCGCACAGGCACCAAGACUGGCAACAAGACGGUCAUGCAGCACCCCAAAGUGCACGACAUCCUCAUCGAAGCUAUUCAGAGCUCCAAAGAGAGAACUGGUGCAUCUGCCUUUGUCAUCCUGAAGUACAUCAUGAGUAAAUAUGCCUUUCUGGAGCUGGACAAAAGGAAAUUCCUUCUUAGGCAGUCCAUGAAGCGACUGGUGGAGAAAGGGGCCAUCAAACAGCUGAAGGGAAAAGGCUUUGCUGGGAGUUUCGCAAUUGGAAAUUUAUCAGCCGUCUCCAACUCUGGCAAUAAGAAACUUGCCUUGGUGGUGGCUCCAGGUGUGAAGGCGGAGACGCUGGGUGAUUGCCUGCCUCUCAUCAUGACGCGCCUCUGUGAGCCCAAAGAGGCCUCCUAUCUGCUCAUCAAGAAGUACCUCACUGAACACUACCCACAAAUGGAUGUAGAGAAAAGGCCAGAUAUUCUAAAGAACGGCCUGCAGAGAGCGGUGGAGAGAGGGCAGCUGGAGCAGAUCACUGGGAAGGGAGCUACAGGAACAUUCCAGCUGAAGAAAACUGGGGACAAACCUGCAACUGUCCUUGAGGAUGCUAUAGUGACGGCCAUCAUAGCCAUGAACGAGCCAAAGUCCUGCAGCAUCAACACACUCCGCAAGUUCCUCAUCGAAAACCACAAGGACCGAAAGGAGUACCUCUUAAUGAACCAGCUGAAGAGAACCUUGGAGAAGGGCAAGACCAUGGGCUGGAUCGAACAGAUCACGGGCCACGGGCUAAGUGGAAGCUACCAGCUUUCCUACCCCUACUACCCAAGCCCAGCCAUCCUGUUUCCAGAUAAGAUUGCAAAACAGAAGAAGAAAGAGGAAGAGAAGGCCAAACGCAAGAGGAUGGCUGAGUCGGAGGAUGAGGAGUCUGAAGAAGAGUCUGAGGAGGAGGAAGAUGAUGAUGACGAUGAAGAUGAUGAGCCCCCUCGUAAAAGGGGACAACAGAGGCGGCCAGCCCCUAAGGCCCGUUCCGCAGCCCCCCAGAGGAGGGGCAAGUCCAGCAGCCGGAAAGCUCCUGCCAAACGGUCAGCCCCACCAGCCAAGAGGGCAGCGCCACCCGCUAAGAAAAGGGCUCCUCCCCCUGCCAGGAAGCCUGUGGCCAAGAAGGCAGCCCCGCCGGCUAAAGCCACACCUGUGAAAAAAGCCGCCCCAGCUCGCACGCCCAAAACGCCCGUCGCCAAGAAGCUGACCAGCAGAGUGGCCAAGCGGCCACCAGGCAAGAAGCCACCGGCCAGGGCAGCCAAAGCGGAUGAGACAGAAAAGGCCAAGGCAGCCAAAUCGCCAGAGCCGGCCAAGGCAAAGGGGGCCAAAGCAGAGCAACCAGCAAAGGCCAAACCAGCGGCUCGCAAGUCCACUCGGGUGAAGAAGUGAGCUUGGCGAGCGAGGCUCACAGAUGGAGACGUUUACUCGUAGCUCAGUAGACUGUUGUGCUUUGCCUCCCUACCCCCCCAACCCCCACCCCCCCCCCCCCCCUUUCUCGAUUUCUUCUUUUUUUACUUUAUAUUUUUUUUAUAGCUUCAUCCUUCCUCCCCUGUUGGAGGCCCUGUAACGUGAUCAGAUGGAUGAACAAUGAUGUCAGUUUGUUCAUAGAAAUACUUUUCCAUUCGAAUCUCAAUUUUGAAGGUCAUGAUGUCGUGUUCGUUCUGUGUUCUGUUUUUUGUUUUGUUUUUCUAAAAUACAUUUCCAAUGGUAAAACUGUUUUUUGUUUCAAACUCAAUGAACCUCAGAGGGUCAAUCAGUUUUUAGUAUUAUAUCCUACUAAAUCUAACUCAAAGUGGUUAGAAGUUCAGUUUGCCUCUUACUGCUCAGUAUAUGUACUGUAUUUGAGACGUUAAUCUUUUUUGUUGUUUUGUCGAGACACUUGGGUUAUUUUUUGACACAGUGUGAAGUUUCAGUUGAUAUUUCUGAAAGGUAAAGGUUUUGGUCACCACCAUAGGCUCUUAUUGUGAGAUUUGUUAGAGAAGGUAGCAUUAUUGGCUUUGGUGAUGGAAGUUUUUCAUAUUUGAGAAUGAGCAAGUGUGUACUCAAGCAUGAGAUUGUACUUCAGAAAUGUUGAUUUAAUAAGCUCUCUUUCUGUUCAAAGAGCAUUUGUGAAGACUAUCCCUGCCUAAAUUGGAAAUUCGUACUUCGGCUGAACAGUACAAAUGAAAAUGUUAAAUAAUUAGUUUAAUUUGUGUGUGAUCGUCUCUUAAAAGAUAGACCAUAAAAAUGUUUUCUUUUGUCAUAGUCAUGACUUCAAUACAGCACACAAAAGUUAUAUUCGAUUAUAUUCUAUGUAUUAGUGAAUCCAUGAGGAUAAGACAGCUUUUGUUCCCAUGAGCUUGGCUCAUGCUCUGCAUGCUGUUAAUCUUUCACUGAUCUGCUUUUCUGUAGUCAUUAAUAAAGUGACUAUAUUUGUACUA
Messenger RNA from Alosa sapidissima (American shad), 3071 nucleotides. RefSeq names its product heterochromatin protein 1, binding protein 3 (gene hp1bp3). Gene Ontology annotation, biological process: heterochromatin organization; nucleosome assembly. Gene Ontology annotation, molecular function: structural constituent of chromatin; nucleosome binding; DNA binding. The record is from RefSeq and is a predicted model, not a curated record. The transcript is spliced from 12 exons. NCBI's taxonomy places the organism in Eukaryota, Metazoa, Chordata, Actinopteri, Clupeiformes, Clupeidae. Gene Ontology annotation, cellular component: chromosome; nucleosome; nucleus. The coding region runs from base 205 to 2040 and encodes 611 amino acids.